Messenger RNA from Dendrobium catenatum, 630 nucleotides. Its product is annotated as signaling peptide TAXIMIN 1. Bases 184 to 417 code for a protein of 77 amino acids. The record is from RefSeq and is a predicted model, not a curated record. Lineage: Eukaryota; Viridiplantae; Streptophyta; Magnoliopsida; Asparagales; Orchidaceae. The transcript is spliced from 2 exons.
AAAAACUAAGCAGAUCAGGUGGUCAUCUCCACCUACCGAUCUGCUACCCGAAAUUACAAAAUUCCAGAGCCGGCGAAAACGCGUGAGGUAUCGUGUUUCCCCGCUCAAUCACCUCUAUCUCCGUAGAGAUCGAGAAGAGAAGAAAGGCGAAGGAUCAAAUUGCUUCGGUGAAUCGGUGGAGAGAUGUGCUGUGACGAUUGCGAGUGCCGGCCCCUUGGAUGGCUCUUAGGCCUUCCCUUCGCCCUCCUCGCCCUAAUCGUUUCCCUUGUCGGCGUUCUCAUAUGGAUUGUCGGGCUAUUACUAUCGUGCAUAUGCCCUUGCUGCCUCUGCGUUACGAUUGUGGUUGAGAUAGCGAUCGAGCUGAUCAAGGCUCCUAUACAUGUUAUGCAGUGGUUCACUGCCCAGAUCCCCUGUUAGAGUUUAUUAUGCUGAAUCCAACUUCUUUUUACUUGUUCUGUUUAUGGAUAAUGACUUGUUAUUCUUUAUAAAACGUCUUCGAUCUAUCUGUAAGCUUUUUUUUCUUCUAAACAGUUGAUGUUUUGUGGUGUAAUAUCUUUGGUAGUUAAGAUGUUUGAUGAUUUUCCUGUGAGAGAAAAAAAAUUAUAUACAGCAGUUAGUUUCUUCUUUCAA